GCCAGCCUUUGCUGCCUCUUCUCCUCGACGACGUUGCAAUAAACGGUCAACGAGUAGUUUGGCACAAGAGUAUAUCUUCGCUUUCUAAAUAACUCAGCUCUUCCGUUCACAAAAUGUCCGUCUCUGACAUGAAGCGUGGUAAUGGCGGAAAUCGCUCUCCGACCGCCUCUUCUGGAAACGAAAAUGUCGUUGAUCACCUUUCUCCUGGUGUCACCGAUGCCCCCGCGGCUUCCUCAGUCCCCAAGAGGCAUGUCGACAAGGAUCAUGGUCUAAUCACCGUCCAACCCCUGAAGCGCUCGGAGAUGCAGCAAUCCUACGCACAAGAUUUGGGCUUGUCAGGGGUAACACAUGGCGUGUAUGGCAGCUUCAUCAACACCCUCGGUGCCUGCAUUGGUAUCUGUGGUGCUAUUCCUUGCUGCCCGUGUCCCAAUCCUUUCCGCGAGGUUCAGCAAGGAUCCGUCGGUCUUGUCUCUCGCUUCGGUCAGUUCUAUAAAGCUGUCGACCCUGGUCUUGUGCAAGUCAACGUGUGCUCUGAGCGCCUUCGUGUGGUCGAUGUGAAGAUUCAGAUCGCGACCAUCGGCCGCCAAACCGUCAUCACCCGCGACAACGUGAAUGUCGAGAUUGACUCCGUCAUCUAUUAUCAGAUCACCAACCCUUACCGUGCUGCAUUUGGUAUCCAGGACUUGCGCACUGCACUUGUCGAGCGUGCGCAGACGACCCUUCGUCACGUAGUUGGUGCACGGGCAGUGCAAUCCGUCGUUACUGAGCGCGAUGCCAUUGCCCUCGAGAUUGAAGAGAUCGUCAGUGACGUCGCCGACAAGUGGGGUGUCGCCAUCGAGGGUAUCCUCAUCAAGGAUAUUGUGUUCUCCGCCGACGUCGCAGCUUCGCUCUCCUCUGCAGCCCAGCAGAAGCGUAUUGGAGAGUCCAAGGUUAUUGCUGCUCGUGCCGAGGUCGACGCUGCUCGCCUCAUGCGACAGGCUGCCGAUAUCCUCGCUUCACCCGCUGCCAUGCAGAUCCGUCAACUUGAAGCACUCCAACAGAUGGCACGAUCCGCACAGAGCAAGGUUGUUUUCGUGCCGAUGCAACUCCAGAGCGAUAUCACGGGCGCUCUCACUCAUCACCAGAUCGCGGCGAGUGGAUCAGAUGCUGUUGGUGCAAGCAGCCCCAUGGCUGGUAUGGGCAUCGAGACCUCCGUCGGAAAGGCGGGCCUCAUGUCGGCCAUUGGCAGUGUCUGAUCUCCUUCUCACAUGACCUCGUGGCCUCACUCGCAGUCGGUCCAAUUCACGUUUUCCCCUUAACCCUUAUGUUUGUACUUCCAUCGCGGUGCGGUGUCGAUACCUCUAUUAUGUUCAGUCCUUGUGUAUGCUUAUUCUUUGGAACACGACGUAAUCGGUGAUGAAUGUCGUCAUCUCGAC
Molecule: messenger RNA, 1415 nt
Organism: Dacryopinax primogenitus
Lineage: Eukaryota; Fungi; Basidiomycota; Dacrymycetes; Dacrymycetales; Dacrymycetaceae
Exons: 3
Coding region: 114-1235 (373 amino acids)
Cellular component (GO): plasma membrane
Source: RefSeq, a predicted model, not a curated record